Molecule: messenger RNA, 1685 nt
Organism: Sciurus carolinensis (gray squirrel)
Lineage: Eukaryota; Metazoa; Chordata; Mammalia; Rodentia; Sciuridae
Gene: Pts
Product: 6-pyruvoyltetrahydropterin synthase
Exons: 6
Coding region: 176-613 (145 amino acids)
Biological process (GO): tetrahydrobiopterin biosynthetic process
Cellular component (GO): mitochondrion
Molecular function (GO): 6-pyruvoyltetrahydropterin synthase activity
Source: RefSeq, a predicted model, not a curated record
CCCGAGGAUGUUCAGAUAGGGACAGAAGCGGGUAAAAGGCUCCAGCAGGCGGAGGGCAGCGCCCGCGGCCGGGAAGGGCGGAACCCAGAACGGCUUCCGGGACGCGCAAGCCGGCACUGCGCAGCCGCGGCGGGCGGAGAGUCUGGCGCUGGCCGCCCGGCGCGGGCCGAAGACCAUGAGCACCGCGGGCCCGGGCGGUGGCCGCCGGGCGCGAGUGUCCCGCCUUGUCUCCUUCAGCGCGAGCCACCGGCUGCACAGCAAAUCUCUGAGUGAUGAGGAGAACUUGAAACUGUUUGGGAAAUGCAACAAUCCAAAUGGCCAUGGACACAAUUAUAAAGUUGUGGUGACAGUAUAUGGAGAGAUCAAUCCUGUUACAGGAAUGGUUAUGAAUUUGACUGACCUCAAAAAAUAUAUGGAGGAGGCCAUCAUGAAGCCCCUUGAUCAUAAGAAUCUGGAUCUGGAUGUGCCAUAUUUUGCAGAUGUUGUAAGCACAACAGAAAACGUAGCUGUAUUUAUCUGGGAAAACCUCCAGAAAUUUCUUCCUGUGGGAGUUCUUUAUAAAGUAAAAGUGUAUGAAACUGACAAUAAUAUUGUAGUCUAUAAAGGAGAAUAGUUCUUAGGGAUUAACACUGUAGAAAGUCUAAUUUCUUUCCAUAUUUAAAAAAGAUCUGUAUCCUCUUGGAAUAUUAAGUAGUCACCACAUAAUUGUUGUUCUGCAUUGUGUUCUGAAGUGCCUGAUUUAUUGAAAUCAUUGUAAAACCUGUUGUGAAUUUAAAUCUAUUUUAAAAUAAAGCUUGUAAUGUAUCCUGAAUAUCACUUAGAGAAUCCUUUAUCUGUAGAUUAAAAAUCACUUCAUCUUCAGCAAAAUGUUUUGGCGUGGUAUUAUUUCAAAGAAAAAGAAACCUGUAUUCUCUGUUAUCUCAUUUUUAGAAUUCAUUUUUUCUUAAUAUAAAUGGUACAAGUGUUUAUGCAAUUUAAAGUAGAUGAAUAUUAUAAAAAAUAAAAUUAAGCACUGGUGUGGUAGUACAUUGCCUGUAAUCCCAGGUACUGGGAGGCUGAGGCAGGAGGAUUACAAGAUCAAUGCUAGCCUAGGCAAUUUAGUGAGACCCUGUCUCAGUAUAAAAUAAAAAGGGCUGGGGAUGUAACUCAGAUGUUAGAGCACUUGUUUACCAGGCCAUGGGUUCAAUCCCCAGUGAGAAAAAAAAAAAUUUAGAUAACUACAAAGUCUGGAGACAGUAGGUAUCAAUUGAACUCCCUUGGUUACUACUUUUUGGGUAUGCUAAAUGCACAAGUUCAUUCAAUGAAAAUCAGACACACAGAUUAUCUAAGAUAGUACAUUGCUGAUGCAGGCACAAAGAUGGAUGGAAGUGUUGCUUUCAUGGACAUUAGUCAUUGCAGCUUUACACAGCUAUUGAAGUAUAAAUUGCUAGUGAGGAAGAGCAAUUAAACAUAUAAUACAGUAUCAGUAAACUGUUAUGUGUAUUUGUGUAGAACUCCAGACAUUAUAGCCACUUGAAUAAUUUAAACUUGGAAGACUGCAGAAUAAUGAUAUAUUUUAAACCAUAUUAAAAUAGCCAACAUAAAAGGAUCUGCUACUCUAUGAAGUAUUUCCUGUAUGCAAUUUUUCCUAACUGAUCCCAUUUUAUUCUGAUCAUUAAACUUACCUGUAUGAGUUGAAUUGUGUU